AUGAAGCCCACUCAAGUCCUCGUUGCCCUUGCGGCUAUUGCCUAUGCCGCCCCCGUGACCGAUAAUACCAAGGUCAAGGCAUUGGAGAUUGACGACGACUUUCCUCUCGCUGAACUCGAAGCUUACUUCGAGGCCCACAUGAACAGCGAGGACUCUGAGGCCAACUCUCUUCAUGCUCGGCAGUUCAGCUCCAGCACCUACAACCAGCUGACUGACGGAACACCCUGCCGUCCAGUCACCAUGAUUUACGCUCGAGGAACCACCCAAGCUGGUAACGUUGGAGACUCAGCUGCCGUUGGGCCUGUCCUGUUCAACAACCUUGCCUCCCGUAUUGGCUUGAACAACCUGGCUGUUCAAGGUGUCACCUACGCUGCGAAUAUUGCUGGAUAUCUCGCGGGAGGUGAUGCUGCCGGCAGCAGGACCAUGGCUGAUCUGAUUGCCCGGGCCGCUAGCCAGUGCCCCAGCACCAAGAUCAUCAUCAGCGGUUACAGCCAGGGCGCCCAGCUCGUGCACAACGCUGCUGGUAUGCUGUCCGCUUCCGUGACCAACCGAGUCACUGCUGCUGUUACCUUUGGUGACCCUAAGCGUAGCCAGGCUUUCGGCACCAUUCCUUCUGCUCGCACUCGCAUCUUCUGUCGUGCCGGGGACAACAUUUGCGAUGGUGGUAUCAUUGUCACCCCGGCUCACAGCCAGUACCAGCAAGACGCUCCUGCUGCAGCCGAGUGGAUUGCUGCCCGUGUUUAG
Fusarium poae is the source of this 744-nucleotide messenger RNA. RefSeq lists its product as uncharacterized. Gene Ontology annotation, molecular function: cutinase activity. The record is from RefSeq and is a predicted model, not a curated record. NCBI's taxonomy places the organism in Eukaryota, Fungi, Ascomycota, Sordariomycetes, Hypocreales, Nectriaceae. Gene Ontology annotation, biological process: carbohydrate catabolic process. The transcript has 3 exons. The coding region runs from base 1 to 744 and encodes 247 amino acids. Gene Ontology annotation, cellular component: extracellular region.